AAAGUCGCGUCCAAACAGGCCCUUAAGGUUGAAGUGAGGUGGUGAUUGAAACGAAACGCACAGGGCCAUCGGCGAUGGGAGACGACAGUGGCAGCAACCGGUCAAAGCCGGAGUGGCUGCAGCAGUAUGAUCUAAUAGGGAAGAUUGGAGAAGGCACCUACGGUCUCGUCUUCCUCGCUCGCAUCAAGUCUUCCACCAAUCGCGGAAAAUCCAUCGCCAUAAAAAAAUUCAAGCAAUCCAAGGAUGGCGAUGGUGUCUCUCCCACCGCCAUACGUGAAAUCAUGUUACUCAGGGAGAUAACGCACGAGAAUGUUGUGAAGCUUGUGAAUGUUCACAUUAAUCAUAUGGACAUGUCUCUCUAUCUGGCUUUUGAUUAUGCAGAACACGACCUUUUUGAAAUAAUAAGACAUCAUAGGGACAAAGUCAAUCAAUCCAUUAACCAGUAUACUGUUAAAUCGUUACUCUGGCAGUUGCUCAAUGGACUAAACUAUCUACACAGUAAUUGGAUAAUACAUCGGGACUUAAAGCCAUCAAAUAUAUUGGUUAUGGGUGAAGGGGAGGAACAUGGAGUUGUUAAAAUUGCUGACUUUGGACUUGCAAGGAUAUAUCAAGCACCUUUGAAGCCAUUAUCUGAAAAUGGGGUUGUUGUUACUAUUUGGUAUCGUGCUCCUGAGUUGCUUCUUGGAGCAAAACAUUAUACCAGUGCUGUUGAUAUGUGGGCUGUGGGAUGCAUUUUUGCUGAGUUGUUGACUUUAAAGCCGCUAUUCCAAGGUGCAGAAGUCAAAGCUACACCAAAUCCCUUUCAGCUUGACCAACUUGACAAGAUAUUCAAGGUUUUAGUGGACAUUGUUACUGUGCCAGGCCAUCCCACAUUAGAAAAGUGGCCUUCCUUAGCAAAUCUUCCCCAUUGGCAACAAGAUUCACAACAUAUACAAGGACACAAAUAUGACAAUGCUAGCCUCUGUAGUGUUUUACAACUAUCUCCAAAAAGUCCUGCAUAUGACCUCUUGUCAAAGAUGCUUGAAUAUGAUCCACGAAAGCGCAUAACAGCAGCCCAAGCUUUGGAGCAUGAGUAUUUCAAAAUUGAACCACUACCUGGGCGGAAUGCACUUGUACCCUGCCAACCUGGAGACACAUUUGUGAAUUAUCCCACACGUCCAGUGGAUACAACAACAGAUUUUGAAGGGACAGCCAACAUGCAACCUUCACAGCCGGUUUCGUCUGGAGCUGCAGUUUCUGGCAACAUGCCUGGUGGUCAUGUUUCGAAUAGAUCUGUCCCUCGGCCAAUGAAUGUUGGUGGCAUGCAGAGAAUACCUCAUCAGGCAAUGCAGGGUUAUAAUCUCUCAUCUCAGGCAGGGAUGGGUGCUGGAAUGAAUCCUGGUGGCAUCCCAAUGCAACGAGGUGUUCCACAGCAACAGUUGAGAAGAAAAGAUCAAAUGGGUAUGCCAGGAUACCCUCCACAGCAGAAGUCAAGACGUAUAUAAGGUUGUGCUGGUAGAGAUCAAGUGAAGAUAAAUUUGAGGUCAACUCUAGGGAACUUGAGCUCAUUCAGGACAAUUCAUGACCCCCCAAGUUCAGAUAGUUUGCUUCCGUUCUUGCGGACCUCACUAUUUUAUUGCAGUCAAAGGUUUCUUUCAUUUAGUAAAAAAAAAAAAAAAAGGAAACUGGAUGCUAUUAUUAUGAAGGAUACUGCUGGAACAGCAAUUGAGCCCUUGGAAGGGAAUGGGUGAGCUAUUGGAGCCUGGAGGCACAUGUAUAUAAUGCUUUAGUUGUACAAAUUUCUUGUAUUUACGCAGCUGUUAGCCAAGUUAAAAGGUUAGAUACCUUAGGGGUGUUCGCCAAAAUUGAACUUCUAGUGAGUAGUGACUAAACUAGUAUCAGUAUGUAACUAUGUUGUACUCAUUGUAGAAUAGUGCCUUAAAUAAUUGAAGGAAGUUAAACACCACUAGCAUGAAGUAUAUCAUAAUAUUUUUUCAUUUA
Glycine soja is the source of this 1980-nucleotide messenger RNA. RefSeq names its product cyclin-dependent kinase E-1-like. Bases 75 to 1484 code for a protein of 469 amino acids. The record is from RefSeq and is a predicted model, not a curated record. The transcript has 16 exons. Gene Ontology annotation, molecular function: ATP binding; RNA polymerase II CTD heptapeptide repeat kinase activity; cyclin-dependent protein serine/threonine kinase activity. Gene Ontology annotation, cellular component: mediator complex; nucleus. NCBI's taxonomy places the organism in Eukaryota, Viridiplantae, Streptophyta, Magnoliopsida, Fabales, Fabaceae. Gene Ontology annotation, biological process: protein phosphorylation.